AUGAAGGGUUUGGACGUGAUUAUCGGUAUAGAUUGGUUGAUGGCAAAUAAUGCCACCUUGGAUUGUGCUAGGAAGAUAGUUUUAUUACCGGUACAUGCUACACCAGCUAAUAUUCCAAACGAGUCUGAGCUCUUAUCAGUGGUACAAGCAAAGAAAUUGAUGCAACAAGGGUGUAUAGCUUAUAUGGUUUUCUUCUCAGUGCAUGGGGUCUACGAUGGAAGUAUUGAUAAGAUUGGCGUAAUGAAUGAAUUUCCUAAGCUAUUUAUAAAUGAUAUGUCCGGUUUACCUCCAGAAAGGAAAGUGGAAUUCACAAUAGACCUAGUGUCAGGAACUGAACCAAUCUCAAAGGCACCAUAUCGAAUGUCACCAACAAAGUUAGCUAAGUUGAAGAAGUAG
Prosopis cineraria is the source of this 396-nucleotide messenger RNA. RefSeq lists its product as uncharacterized. Bases 1 to 396 code for a protein of 131 amino acids. The transcript has a single exon. Lineage: Eukaryota; Viridiplantae; Streptophyta; Magnoliopsida; Fabales; Fabaceae. The record is from RefSeq and is a predicted model, not a curated record.